Molecule: messenger RNA, 3945 nt
Organism: Apis laboriosa (Himalayan honeybee)
Lineage: Eukaryota; Metazoa; Arthropoda; Insecta; Hymenoptera; Apidae
Gene: pwn
Exons: 15
Coding region: 205-3945 (1246 amino acids)
Molecular function (GO): calcium ion binding
Source: RefSeq, a predicted model, not a curated record
UUUCCACGAUGCCCGACGUUUUUACUCGGCAUAGGCUUGCAAUCCAAAAUGGCGGCGAUCGGCUGGUACCGUGGCACGUUUUGCAACGAUAAAGAGUGGUCAAGCCACGAGCAUUCUUGAGGAGGUCCUUCAAAGUGUCCUUGACCAUUAGCCUGACCUUGAUCAGGACGAGUAGCCUAAGCGACAAGCCAAAGGAAUCAAAGGAUGGUAGGGCACACGGAGUGGAAGGUCCUGGUGACCUUGUCGAUUCAAAUUCUAUUAUUAGGCGUCUCGGCCAUCCAAAACGAUCCAACGUCUUCUCGUUCCUCCCAAGAAGACGUGAUUCUGAGCGCCAGCGCGUACACGGGUCCGGAAAGAACAUCGAACGCGUUCCAUCGAGAUAAAUCGCCAACUUUCCAAAGAACUGCUCCUGCGUUUCAACUGGAGAGCUCGAAAAGCGUAAAUGAUUACGACAAAGAGGAGGUGAGAUUCGAGGUACGAAACACCAGGCACGAGGAUGAAUCCAUCGACGAGUUAACAUCCUCGAAGCACGUGGAUCACAUCGAUGGAAACAACAUCGAAGUCAAGCCCGGCGAGUAUUACCAUAUAUCUCCAACAACGAGCGAGUCCAUGUCGGGGGAAGGACAAGGGGCUCCGCAGGAAGCAAAACUCUUGUCGGAGCCCCAUCAACUGGCUGGAGUGUCGAACCAACAGGCACAGUAUUUGCAAGCGAUAGAUCAACAAAGGCGAGCCCGCCAAGAGAUCCCGAGGAUCUAUAGCGAGCACGCCCCGCCGCCCAUUCUCCAGACUGCAUCCCCAGGUCGACAAGCAAAUCCUGACAUACAGGACAUAAUCACGGGUAUUGUCAAAUUGUUGAAUGGAAACGUGAAUGUUGCUGCCAAUACGGUGAGGCCGUUGAGGCCGAUUCAAGCCACUAGGAUCAACAACAGGGGUCCACCGAGGAUCUCCGACGUUCCGCCUUUGCCACCCGAUUUCGACACUCCUGGGAUGAAUCCACCCCCUCCGCCGGAUCAUCCCUAUCCUUUCGAAAAACCACCGGCACCCGACAGACCGUUGAUCAAUCAACUACCACCCGAAAGACCGAUCAGACCUUUCGUGAACGGGGUUCCAUUGCCGGAGCAAAUUGUCCCUCAAGGAAAUCGUCCGUGGACUUGGAAUCGGCCUGGUGGAAACAGACGACCGAUUCCUCCGUACAAACCACUGCCACCGGCAACGGAUUCCGUCCUCAAUCGGGACAAGGAGCAGAGCGACAAGAAUAAACAUAAAAUCGAUCCGAAACCCGAAGCAUCGACGGAGGAAGCUACCACGAAGAAGGAGGAAAAUGAUCAGAGCGAGGCUACCACGCACGAUAAUAUGGAAAAUGUGACCAAAAGGUACGAGGAGAGCAACAGUCAAAAGGUUAAAACCGAUUCGAACACCACGGAAAAACCAACGAGCGAGACCAAGAGUCCCGAAUCCGAACAUCCUGGUAAAAAAGAGAAUAAGCAUCAGGCUCCUUCCAAAGAGAAUGCAUCGACAUCCGUGAUGGAAUCGUCUGGUGACAAGAGCAAGACGAAUUUCACGAAGCAGGAAGACUCUCCGAAAUCUGUAAUUCCGUUGGAAAUCCCUACGAUCAAACCUACGAAAACCUCGAAAAUCGGCAACUCUCAAGGAUCGAGCGCGAGCAACGAAAAGGUUAACAAAGCGAGUAUAUCGAAGACAUCGACGAAAUCUUAUUCCACGUCAACGUUGAGUAUCGAAACCAGUUCGUCGAUCCAGAUAAUCGAAUCGACGACGACGAAAUCGACUAUCGUCCAAUCGACCGUCCCUCAAUCGACGAACGACGAUGACUCGAGCAAUAUUACAUCGCAGAGCACGAUUGCUCUGCAACCGAGCAAAUCGGCCGAGUUGGAAAGCACGAGUAUAGUGUCGAUUCCAACCCCAACGGAGAAUUUACCUUCCCUGUCUUUCACAAAGACAUCGUCGACCGUGGAGAAAAGUAUAGCUCAUACCCCUGCGACCAACGCUUUCUCGAAGAAUUCAGCCUCCACCGAUCGCUAUGCUUACCGACCCCGGCCUGGAAUCGUCCUUGACGAUACGUUGGAUUACACGGGGACUCAAGGGUUGGCUACUCAACGACCUUACGCGCCACCAAGACAUCCACCUCUCGGUGAUAUUUUUGAUGUCACGGUCUCUGCUGUUCAAGGCCCUGGCGGUGGAAGUUCAGAAGGUGUUAGAGUGCCGGUAAAUGGAGGAAAUUCGGACGUGAUCUUGACUUCCGCCGUGGAGGGCCAAGGAUUCGUCAGUAUCGAUGGGAAAAGGACGUAUUUGAAUUUAUUCGAGAAUUCGGAUCGCACUUCAACGCACGUGCAACCGCAGCCUCAACCAACUAGAACGCAACCACCAGCCAUUGUUGGUACAGGGUUCGCGGUUGCACAGCCAGAUCCACCGACGGCGACUCCUCGACCCAGCGGACCUAUUCGAAGGCCAACGUUUCACAGAAGACCGACUCAACCUCCAGUCAGAAUCGACACGUGCAUCGUGGGCGACACGAGCACUUGCGAUAUCAGCCAACACGAGGCUUGUGCCACCGUUCAAGGGGUGUCUGCGUGUCACUGUAAGCCAGGAUAUGCCAGAUUGCAGCAUUCUCUGCCGUGCAAAAAAAUUAUUAGCAUCGUGGUGUCGAUCAGAGUGGAUAAAAUUUACGAUAAAAAAGUCGUGUGGGAUCGAGGAUUCACCGAUCGAGAUUCCGAACCCUAUCAAACGUUGGCCUACGAGGCAAAUCGAGCUAUCGAAUCUGCUAUGUCGAUGACACCAUUUUCAGACGAGUAUAUGGGUUCUUUUAUAAAUGGAGUGUAUCAAGGGGAUGUGAGCCAAGGGCAAGGAGGUGUAUUUGUGAAUGCUACCUUGAAACUCAUUUAUGAGCCAAGAACAAUUAGACCAAGCUUGGCAGGGGAGUUGCAGAGACAUCUGCUCGGUGUUAUUCACAGACGAAGUAAUAAUAUAGGGAAUAGCGCCCUUUACGUGGAUAGCCCCCCUGGAUCUAUUUCGAACUUGCAAGAUUUGGACGAGUGUGCUUCGUCCGAACUGAACGAUUGCCAUUCUUCGGCAGUAUGCACGAAUAAUUGGGGUGGGUUUACUUGCACUUGUAAUCCUGGUUUGAAAGAUCCUCAUAAAGAUGAUGUUAAUGAAUCUGGUAGGACUUGCAUUUCGUGCCCCUCGACUUAUUGUAACAAUCGAGGAUCAUGCUCUUAUCAGGGUGAUCACAUGCAAUGCACGUGCACCGGUAAUUAUUACGGUGCUCAAUGCGAAGUCGAUGGGGAAGUUAUGGGGGUGGCGAUAGGAGCGUCCGUAGCUGCUUUAAUUAUUAUAGUUUUGACGCUAGUAUGUCUGGUAAUGUGGAGUCGAAGAUGGUCGCGUGAACAAAAAACGAUUGGUUCCCCGGUAUAUGGAUACAUUCAGGGUGGUAUACCUGGCACGCUCCCAGGAACUUUGGCAAGGGUAGGUUCUGUAGGUACUCUUGCCUCUGUGAAACAAGGACCACCGACCAAUUUGCCACCCUACAUGUGGGCACAUUUCGGUGAUCACAUGGCAACUGCUAAUGUAUACGCUACGGAACCUAUGGGUCCAACACGGCCAAGUUCCGCUGUGUUCGGGUAUCCACCCAUCAAUAUUCACGGAACACUGCCACCACCAGUGCCACUGCCGAGGCUUCAAGCUCCGACAAGACCACGACAAAGACACCAACCAGAUCCGGACAGCUCGGAUUCUGAACCGCAGGACAAGGACAGGGCUGAUCUGAUCCCCCAGAAUAGUGGUUUUCAUGUUCCUAGACCAAAGUCUAGAUCAUCCCUGGCAAAUCAAAGCGGAAUAUACAAUGACGUGGAAUACGACCAAGGUGAUGUUCACCAUUUAUCGAAAAACAAUAUUCCGAUGUCUACUUACAGGCCGUACUAUCGAACGUGA